AUGUUAGGUAAAGACUCCCGGACUGAAAACACCAUUAAAUCGGUCAAUGGAAAGCUCUAUAAAUUGGACUUCCCCUACAGGAUACGCACAUCUCCCCAGUCUAGGUGGAAACCCAAAUCUGCCAAGCUCAACGGCUCUUUGACAUCCAUCAAUCGGCUUUUGUUCAACGUUAUAAUCUCAUUUUCAUUUCAGGUCACGUGCGUAUUUCUUUUAGAUGUAUCUGGAUUUCUUGAUAAUUCCAUGAGGUCAUUGGAUUGGAAAAUUACUCUAACAACUCUUAUAGUUUUGCUUUCCUACGUUGUCCCCAGCUGGACGUUUCAGUGUUACGGUUACAUCAAAUAUGACUCUGAAAACCAGCAUCAAAUAGCCACUAAAAGAUUCGCUCUAUCUUAUUUAAUGGUCCUUACAAUUUGGAUCGUGGCCAUAAAAAUUUACUCCUCCAUUUUCAUUGGAACAUCUUCUUUGAUGAGGUUUUCUCAAAGAGCUUUCUAUGGAAUCUCUGUUUUGGGUAUCAGUUGCCUUGCUGCUUUGAAUGGUACUGGUUGUAUUAGCUCGAUAUUUAGUUUGACACGUGCUCAGAAACACGUGACCAAGGAAGAUAUUUCCAAGAUUGUUGAAUCUUUGAAGAGUACUGAAGGGAUGAUUGACAGCAGACGAAGCAUGGAGACGGAGUUAAGACUACUUGAGAGUAGUUAUGAUGAUUUAGUUCGUAGAUUAGAAGAUCAAUUGGUUGAUUAUAAACGAGAAAUGGAGUGGCAGACGGCGUACGGACGAAUGAAUCGACUUUCUGAGUUGGGAUUCUCGAUCUACUGCAUGUAUAGAGUGGUAACAAUCCUACUAAUUCAACUGCCAACAAUCGUUCUUUCGAGCUGGGGAGUUAUUGGACGUCAGCAGGCGGAGACGGAUCCUUUAUCUACUACUAUAUCACGUCUUGUGGUACGGUUCAUUAACGAUCAAUACGAUGAGGAUCAACUCUCGGUGAUUAUCAACAUGACUUUUGCGAUCUGUUUGUUUGUCUGCUCAUUCAAAGGGGUGGUGAUAACGUUUUCGAAGCUCAGUAAACCAAGUCAUAUGGCAGUACUUGGAAGAUUAUACGAGCUCUUUGUUGCCGAGACUACAGGAAUUUAUGCUCUUUCUACGAUGAUGAUUUUGCAUAGAGGAGGACUUCCGAGUGGGUUGAUAGAGGGAUUUUUCGGAAACGAUCAGUUGGGAGCCGACUUUGUCAACAUCUUGUACACGAAGUGGUUUGGAGUGAGUUGCAUAGUAAGUGGGAUAGGCUUCGGAGUGAUGAAAUGGAUAAACAGACAUAAUUCUGAGUAUUUGGACGAUUGGGACGAGGAAAAGUUGGUAUAA
This is a messenger RNA of Brettanomyces nanus, 1353 nucleotides long. RefSeq lists its product as uncharacterized. The transcript has a single exon. The record is from RefSeq and is a predicted model, not a curated record. Lineage: Eukaryota; Fungi; Ascomycota; Pichiomycetes; Pichiales; Pichiaceae. Gene Ontology annotation, cellular component: membrane. The coding region runs from base 1 to 1353 and encodes 450 amino acids.